GAUGGACAAAGGGAGGGACUGGUCAGAUGUCACAGAGGUCUGGAUGAUGGACAUGUAGAGGGACUGGUCAGAUGUCACAGAGGUCUGGAUGAUGGACAAAGGGAGGGACGGGUCAGAUGUCACGGAGGUCUGGAUGAUGGACAUGUAGAGGGACGGGUCAGAUGUCACGGAGGUCUGGAUGAUGGACAAAGGGAGGGACGGGUCAGAUGUCACGGAGGUCUGGAUGAUGGACAUGUAGAGGGAGCGGUCAGAUGUCGCAGAGGUCUGGAUGAUGGGCAGGCAGAGGGACUGGUCAGAUGUCGCAGAGGUCUGGAUGAUGGGCAGGCAGAGGGAGCGGUCAGAUGUCGCAGAGGUCUGGAUGAUGGACAGGCAGAGGGAGCGGUCAGAUGUCGCAGAGGUCUGGAUGAUGGACAGGCAGAGGGAGCGGUCAGAAGUCGCAGAGGUCUGGAUGAUGGACAGGCAGAGGGAGCGGUCAGAAGUCGCAGAGGUCUGGAUGAUGGACAGGCAGAGGGAGCGGUCAGAAGUCGCAGAGGUCUGGAUGAUGGACAGGCAGAGGGAGCGUUCAGAUGUCGCAGAGGUCUGGAUGAUGGACAGGCAGAGGGAGCGGUCAGAUGUCGCAGAGGUCUGGAUGAUGGACAGGCAGAGGGAGCGGUCAGAUGCCGCAGAGGUCUGGAUGAUGGACAGGCAGAGGGAGCGGUCAGAUGUCGCAGA
Molecule: messenger RNA, 711 nt
Organism: Staurois parvus
Lineage: Eukaryota; Metazoa; Chordata; Amphibia; Anura; Ranidae
Source: the annotation of a GenBank genome assembly